AUGGAUAUAAAUAAGGAUAACAAUAAGAAUAUCCUUAAAACAAAAGAUAAUUAUAAUUAUAAUCUGUAUAAAACAUCCUUUUUAUUUAUAUUAUUCUUAUCUAUAUUCAUUAUAUCAGUUUCUAAUAUAAAUAGUUAUAAAGAUAACUUGAUUGUAUAUAGUGCACCUCUUUAUCUAAAAUUUAAAUCAAAAUUAAAUGCAAACCAUGGUCAUUUUGUAAAAAUCAAUAAAAAUAAUAACAAUAAUAGUAAAAACAACAGCAAUAGUAACAGUGUAAUUAAUAAAUAUAAAUUACAAAGAGAUUAUCAUUAUAAUUAUAAUCAUUAUCAACAAAUAAAAGAUAUAAACAUUAAUAAUAAUAACAGUAAUAAUAAUAAUAAUAAUAAUAGUGUAUAUAAAUUUGUAUAUUUAAAUGAAGAUUGUGUAAAUAUAAAUAAUAUUAAACAAGAUGAAGAAGUAGUAAAGGAAAUCGAUAAGAAUAUAAAUUUCGAUGAAUUUAAGAGUAUAAUAAGAAAAUGUGUAGAUUUUGCACAGCUUGUUGCUGCCACUCGUGAACAGAGACAACAAUAUAUAGAGGAUUUCAAAAGGUUACUUGCUACUAUUGACUAUGGCUAUGGUGAUGCCAAUGUAACGAUACACGCAAUCGAGGGCAGACCUAAACACUUCUAUAGUAUCUACAACAAGAUGCACAAUAAGAAUCUGACUUUCCGCGAGAUUCACGACAAGUAUGCUGCCAGAAUCAUAACAGACACCGAACUUAACUGCUACCGUCUGCGUGCUGGAAUCAUGCGACAUCUAGAGGUCACCGAGCACUACGAUGACUUUAUCGAAUCACCUAAACCCAAUGGAUACCGAUCGUUACACAUGGAUGUUUAUGGAGUGGAUAACGAGAUCAUUGAAAUUCAAAUUCGUACAAUGCAAAUGCAUCAAUUUUCAGAAGGCAAUUAUUGUGAAUAUAAAGGUGAAUGUGGUUAG
This is a messenger RNA of Heterostelium album PN500, 975 nucleotides long. RefSeq lists its product as uncharacterized. The coding region runs from base 1 to 975 and encodes 324 amino acids. Gene Ontology annotation, biological process: guanosine tetraphosphate metabolic process. The transcript is spliced from 2 exons. NCBI's taxonomy places the organism in Eukaryota, Evosea, Eumycetozoa, Acytosteliales, Acytosteliaceae. Gene Ontology annotation, cellular component: plasma membrane; cell wall. The record is from RefSeq and is a predicted model, not a curated record.